CCGGAACCGGAACCGGGACCGGGACCGCGGCCAUGGCCCAGCUCCGCCUCACCGACUUCUUCGGCCAGACCAAAGGGACCACCGGAGCCCCGGCCAAGCGCAGCGGCGGCCGCCCGCUCAAGGCCGCCCUCGCCGGUGCCCCGGUGCACCGGGAGGAGGAGGAUGGUGUCCCGGCGGGGCUCAGCGGGCGCUCGCUGCCGCUGCCCGGCUCGCCGCGCACCCCGGCCCGCGGGGGCUCCCCGGCGCUGCGGGGCCUGGCGGGCAGGAAACGGAACCGGCGGGAGAUGGAAGCGGGGUCGCCGCUCGGGGCCCGGUUCGGGGAACCGAGCGGGAAGUCGGCGCGGAAGAGGCUGGAGCUGCCCCCGGAUGCGGAGCCGGGGUCGCCGGGAGCGGCCACCAGCUCCUCGCCUCUGGCCACUCCUCGACCCCCGACACCGCUGUCACAGGAGCCGGCCGUGUCCCCCCCGGCCAGCACCAGCGGCUCCCCGGGCCGUGGGCAGGACACGGGGACAGAGCCCGGCCCAGGAUCCCCGGGACCGGCCCGGCGCCUGCAGCGGGAGGACGUGGCCGAGCUGCAGGGCCGCCUGCAGAGGAUGAAGGUGAUGAAGGUGCCGGGCCAGGUGCCCUCUGUCCCCAGCGGGACCAGCAGUGACCUGCGGAGCCGGCUGGAGCGGGUGCGGCAGCUGGAGCAGCGCGUCCGGCAGAGGAGAGCGGCCACCGCGCCUGGGGACACCAAGGACACUGGGGUGGCGGCUCCAGAGGGAGAGACCGGGCAGAAGCUCCCGGCGUACCAGCGGUUCCACACGCUGGCCCAGGAGCUGCCCCCGGGGCUGACGCUGCCCUACAAGUUCCGGGUGCUGGCAGAGAUGUUCCGCAGCGUGGACACCAUCGCCGGGAUGCUCUUCAACCGUGCCGAGACCGUCACCUUCGCCAAGGUCAAGCAGGGCGUGCAGGACAUGAUGCGCAGGCAGUUUGAAGAGCAGCACCUGGGGCAGAUCAAGGCUGUGUAUCCCAGCUCGUACCGGCUGCGCCAGGAGAAGAACGUCCCCUCCUUCGGCAGCGGUGGGAAGAAGAAGUCUGAGUAUCAGCUCACGCUGGAGCCAGUCCUGGGGGAAGAGGAGAAGGUGGAUGGGCGCCCGCACCUGUCGGCGUCGCGGCUGCUGGAGCGCAGGAGGGAAUUCCACCGCAACCUGGUCAACAUCGUCAGGGAGCACCACAAGGCAUUCCUGGCUGCCCUCAGCCCGCCCAUGGUGGUGCCAGAGGAGAAGCUGACCCGGUGGCAUCCCCGUUUCAACGUGGACGAGGUGCCGGACAUCAGCCCCGCGGAGCUGCCGCGGCCGCCGCAGGAGGAGAGGCUGAGCACGGCUCAGGAGGUGCUGAGCACGGCCCGGGGCAUGCUGAGCCCCAAGAUGGAAAAAGCUCUUGCCAACCUGGCCCUCAGAACGGCCGAAUCCAGCGCGGGGGAGCCGGCACUUUCCAAAGCCCCAAGCCCUGCCAGCACCUCCAGUGCGCUCAGAGGGGUGUCCCAGGGGCUGCUGGAGCGGGUGCGGGCGAAGGAGGCGGCGCGGCUGGCGGCGCUGCUGACGCGGGACGCGGGGCAGGAGCAGCGGGCGGCGCGGCUGGCACGGCUGCCGGCCCUGGCGCGCCUCCUGCGCGGCGCCUUCGUGGCCGAGAAGAAGGCGGCGCUCAGCAUGGAGCUGCUCUGCGCCCGCCUGGCCGACAGCUGCCCCGAGCUGGUGGCACCAGGUGAGAUGGAGGAACAUGUGCGGCUCUUCGCUGAGCUCCUGCCAGACUGGGUGGGCAUCCACAACCUCAGGACGGACGUCUACGUCAAGCUGGACAAAGAGAAGGACCUGGGCCUCGUCACUGAGAGGCUCAACAAGGCGGCCAAGGAGGCUGGAGCCCUCUGAGCCCCCCUCGGGGUUGGGGUUUUUCUGUGCAAUCUCCUGGAAUGUAGCAAAUCCCGACAGUGCUCUGGGUUCUGGGCUGGGCUGGAGGGAGGCUCGUCCUUGGGUGUCUGAGGAAGGGCAAAAUGUCUUAAUUUAACUGAUCCUGUGGUGGGAGCUGUGAGGAGUGUAGGUCCCCUAGUCCUGGAGCAAUCCUGGGGUGGUGAUGAAUGCAACCCUCACCUGAGGAACCUUUUCUUCUCCCUUUCCUGGUUCUCCUGAAGGUUCAACGCAUGAGGGGUCUCCUGAAGGUCCAAUUUCAGAGGUUUCUUCCAUUAACUGGGUCCUGGUGGGGUGAAGGCAGAGCAGGGCAGGCUGAGAGGGUGACAGGCAGGGAGGAGUGAGAGAAAAAGUCACAAAUUGAUGUUUCUGGAGCUUUGGGCCUCGUUCUGUUUUUAAGGGAGGGAAAACGCAUCUUCCAGUCCUCACUGGAAACAACUGCAGGACUUGUC
Messenger RNA from Melospiza georgiana, 2398 nucleotides. RefSeq names its product chromatin licensing and DNA replication factor 1 (gene CDT1). Gene Ontology annotation, biological process: DNA replication preinitiation complex assembly; mitotic cell cycle; regulation of DNA-templated DNA replication initiation. The transcript is spliced from 10 exons. Bases 33 to 1910 code for a protein of 625 amino acids. Gene Ontology annotation, molecular function: DNA polymerase binding; DNA binding. Gene Ontology annotation, cellular component: nucleus. The record is from RefSeq and is a predicted model, not a curated record. NCBI's taxonomy places the organism in Eukaryota, Metazoa, Chordata, Aves, Passeriformes, Passerellidae.